UUGGUUCCUUUGCCCGCCGUCGGUUGCCGUGGAGACUUGGCGCUGCGGCCCUGCGCUCAUGGCGCUGUACCAUCUCUUCUCUCACCCGGUCGAGCGCGCCUACCGCGCGGGGCUCUGCUCCAAGGCCGCGCUCUUCCUGCUGUUGACCACCGCGCUCACCUACAUCCCCCCGCUGCUGGUGGCCUUUCGGAGCCAUGGGUUUUGGCUGAAGCGGAGCAGCUACGAGGAACAGCCGAACGUGCGCUUCCAGCACCAAGUGCUGCUCGUGGCUCUCCUGGGGCCCGAGCCCGGAGCCUUCCUUGCCUGGAGCACGUUCCCCACCUUCAACCGGCUGCAGGGGACUCAUCUGCGCGUCCCGCUCGUGUCGACCCGAGAAGAAGACCGGAACCAGGAUGGGAAAAUGGAUGUGCUGUACUUUAAACUUGAACUUCCCCUGCAACCCACAGAGCAUGUCCUCGGUGUGCAGCUAAUCCUGACCUUCUCCUACCAACUUCACAGGAUGUCAACAUUCGAGAUGCAGAGCAUGGCGUUUCUCCAGUCCUCCUUUGCUGUCCCCGGGUCACAGUUACACGUGAAUGGUGACCUGAGGCUGCAACAGAAGCAGCCACUAAGCUACCGUGGCCGGGACAUCAGAUACAACGUGUCCGUGAUCAAUGGGACAAGUCCUUUUGCCCAGGACUACGACCUCACCCACAUUGUUGCCACCUAUCAGGAGAGGAAUGUUACCACUGUCCUCAAUGACCCCAACCCAGUCUGGCUGGUGGGCAGGGCCGCUGAAGCUCCAUUCGUGAUCCAUGCUGUCAUCCGCUAUCCCGUGGAAGUCAUUUCUUACCAGCCAGGGUUCUGGGAGAUGAUCAAGUUUGCCUGGAUCCAGUACGUCAGCAUCCUGCUGAUCUUCCUCUGGGUGUUUGAAAGAAUCAAAAUCUUCGUGUUUCAGAACCAAGUAGUGACCUCCAUCCCUGUAGCCGUACCCCAGGGGGAGAUAAGGAAAGAGCACUUAUCCUGAGAUGAUCCCGUCAGGAGCCCGAGGGACCUUCAUUCCUGUCUUCUGAGACCUGCCGUCUUAACAGCCUUUCUGCGAAGAGCCCGCUGGACACCUUCAGGCCUGCGUGUUUCACUUCGGAGAAAAGCCCGCUCCUUCAAAGCACCAAGGGAACCCACAAACACUAGCUUGUGGAAAGGUCUCAGGGUGGCCGGAGGCUGUGAUUUUUUUGUUCUGUUUUGUUUCUGGUUUUGCAUUGCUUUGGCCUUGAAUUUCAGGGAGAAAAUUACUGUGAGUUCAUAUGUCUUUGAAAGAGCCCCACCUCCGGUCAAGCGAAGAGUUUAUGUCUUUUGAACUGGGAUGCCCUGCGCACUCCUCCCUCCUAGCCGCUUUCUUAGCCUCCUCAGGGGCUCUCACAAGAAACACGCAAGGCCCUGGUACAUUCUACUCCUACGUAUCUACACAGUGUCCAUUCAGAACUUUGAUUUCCAGAAUUGAAGCCUCUUAACUGGAGACCGGAAGGGGGCAGGGCAGGACCUAAAUACAGAACCACGUGCUUGCUGGCGGGUAACUUAAGGGCAGGAGGACCAGACACCUGCCCUCAGGCUAAUAGAUGGGGGUCUGUCAUCAGCUCAGCUGAACGGCCCUCUGUUCCUGCCCUGAUGUGGCUGGCUCUGUGCCCUGUUUCUUGCCCUCUGUCUGUGCCCCUGGGAUGGCGGCUGGAGUAGGAAGCGCCUGCUUCAUUCAGUCCGUCCCCCAACCCCCUGCACCAAGGGAGGUUGUCGGGCUUCUAACAACUGGUUCUUUCUCCCUGGCUCUCACCCAACAGCCUGGCCACUCCCUCUUGAUGGCCUUCCCCCUUUCUGAAAGGAUGUGGGUGAUAGAGGGGUUGUGUUGUUGGCAUUGGCUUCCACUGCCUGACAACCGCAGGGUUUAUUUGGAGGCUGAGCAGUUGUUUGCAGUUCCCUUGAUUAAGGAACAGAGUACUUACCAGAGAGGAGGCUCUGGGGGAAGGCAUGAGGAGAGUGAGGAAAGGCUGAUCCGUCUAAGCCAGCCUGGCCAUUAACAGAGCGAGAAGGAGCCUAGCCAGAUAACCCUGUAAUCUAUAGAGGUAUCUACAAGGACGUCUACUCUGCAUCGAAAACUGUUAUUUGGCCCCAUUCCUGCCCCAAGCAACUGUGCUCUCCUAAAGAGCUCCACCACAUCAUUAGCCCCGGAAGGACGUCUCUACCUCUAUCCUCCAUGCCUUCACGUCUAACCACAAACACCCCCACCACGUUUACCUCAGUUUACCUUGGAGACACCCUGUCAGGCUGAGCAAAGUAAGAAUUUUGAAGACAAAGCUGUUUUGAGAAUUCAAGGAGAAAAACUCUAGUCCUAGUUUCUCGUAACCCAGCUGAUUAUGUGCCUGGGUGGUUUUGUUUGUUUGGUUUUUUUUUUCCUGAAGAUUUACAUGAAAAAAAAAAGGUCUCUGAUUUCAACUUCAUAAGGCUUAUGAGAUGUGUCUCAGUUGGAAGAGCUCUUGCCUGGCACACUUGGAGCCCUGGUUCUAUCCCCAGUUACACAUAAACCUUUAUGGUGGUGCAAGCCUAUAACCCCAGCACAUUGCCAGUGGAGGCAGGAGAAGAAAUUCAGGAUCAUCCAUGAGUUAGAGCCCAGCUGGGGACACUUGAGACCCUAUCUCAAUAAAAUAAGGAAAUGGGGUUGGGAGCAUGAUCAGAAGUAUGUUGUAUGGAAAAAAGAUAGCAAGACACAGAAAGAUGACCAAAGAUACAAGCUACUCUGCAUUAAAUGAAACUAUCCUGUGCAAAAAUUAUAUAAAGAACUCAAUGAUGUUUUAUAACUUUCUAAUUAAAAUAUUCUGAAAGUUU
Molecule: messenger RNA, 2853 nt
Organism: Mus pahari (shrew mouse)
Lineage: Eukaryota; Metazoa; Chordata; Mammalia; Rodentia; Muridae
Gene: Tmem231
Product: transmembrane protein 231
Exons: 7
Coding region: 59-1006 (315 amino acids)
Biological process (GO): regulation of protein localization; cilium assembly
Cellular component (GO): ciliary membrane; ciliary transition zone
Source: RefSeq, a predicted model, not a curated record